AGGGUGUGUGUGAGGGGGCGGGCAGCAGCCCAGCUGAUGUCAGAUUUUCAAAUGAGCAGGGUCUCCCACAGCGGGUACCGACUCUACUGCAGGGGCUGUGGCAGGCAGACCACCCCACUUAAGGAGGGGCGCCUGCUUCCUUCCUCGGGUCCUUUGGGGAGGACUUCUACAAUGGGCAGGGGCAGGUAGUGAGACAGUAACAGUGGGGGUGUGCACAGGGGAUGCAAAGAGCAGCCAGACCUCCCCCACUGGCCGGGCAGUUGGUACGCUCCAGAGUCUGAGCGGCUCCUUCUAGCAUCCUUCAUCCUUCAGGUACCAGCCAUCUGGACCGUGCCUGAGCUGCAAUAGCCGAGACCACCUUUCCAAGGACCUCAGUCUGCGCAUCCCUGGUGACCUUCUCUGCAUUAGCUGUCACUGCUACAGAUAUUUUUAGCUGCAAGUCUCCGCAGGGUGGGGCUCUUAUCUGAGGCAGGUCUGCCGCCCCCGCCCCACUGACCCUCCAUCCCAGGCCGCCGCCGCCUCCUGUCAUUUCAGGAUGAAAGGGGAGACCCCUGUGAACAGCACCAUGAGUAUUGGCCAAGCACGCAAGAUGGUGGAACAGCUUAAGAUCGAGGCCAGCUUGUGCCGGAUAAAGGUGUCCAAGGCAGCAGCAGACCUGAUGACUUACUGUGAUGCCCACGCCUGUGAGGAUCCCCUCAUCACCCCUGUGCCCACUUCGGAAAACCCCUUCCGGGAGAAGAAGUUCUUCUGUGCUCUCCUCUGAACUUAUCUCCCCCUCCGAGACGCGCCCUUAGAUAGGAAAUUGUAGCAGCUCGUCUACCCUUAUCUAUCAUGAGAUUAGCUCAAGCACAAGCCCUCCUUACCCCUACCUACCCCAUCUCCUCACCCUGAGGCCAACUGCAAGCAUCUUUUACUCCAUCCAGAGGGACCCCGCUAACGUGCCAGAAUCCUGCCUGAUGCCCUCUGUGAUCCGUUCAGGCAAUGGAGAGGGGGAUGCCCGGGUGCUUGUCCUCAGUCUCACCUGGAGCUAUUGGAAAGGAAAAGGCAUUUGAAGAAUAAAGUCAUGCAGAGCCUCA
This is a messenger RNA of Mesocricetus auratus (golden hamster), 1076 nucleotides long. It is a transcript of the gene Gng3, whose product is annotated as G protein subunit gamma 3. Gene Ontology annotation, molecular function: G-protein beta-subunit binding. The coding region runs from base 536 to 763 and encodes 75 amino acids. Gene Ontology annotation, cellular component: heterotrimeric G-protein complex. The record is from RefSeq and is a predicted model, not a curated record. Gene Ontology annotation, biological process: G protein-coupled receptor signaling pathway. Lineage: Eukaryota; Metazoa; Chordata; Mammalia; Rodentia; Cricetidae. The transcript has 3 exons.